Nicotiana tabacum (common tobacco) is the source of this 2612-nucleotide messenger RNA. The record is from RefSeq and is a predicted model, not a curated record. Lineage: Eukaryota; Viridiplantae; Streptophyta; Magnoliopsida; Solanales; Solanaceae.
ACGUUGUACAAUUUUCGGAGUUUUUCUUCUUUUCUUUUUCCCCCGAAGGUUAUUUUCGGAGUUAUUGUAAAAAUAAGAAUGUAAUGCUGUAGACAACGAAUAAUGGAAUAUAUUUUCAAAAAAGUUCUGCUUUCUUUCAUCUGACAAACAAUUCGGAGACUUUCGCUUUUUUUGCAUCCAUAGACGACCAUCAACUUCUUCCUUGUUAGGGUUUCCUCUGUUUCCCUCUCAAAUCAGGUUUGAUUGGUUCAAUUUGAAAAUUUUUGUGUUCUGCUAUCUGUGAUGAUUUGACAUUAGGUAUUAGGUCUGGUUCAAUUUGUGUAUAGAGCUUUGUUUUUGGAAGGAUAUAUAGCUAAGUUUGGCUGAAAAUGAGUGUAGUUGGGUUUGAUGUUGGAAAUGAAAACUGUGUUAUAGCAUUUGCAAAGCAACGUGGCAUUGAUGUAAUAUUAAACGAUGAAUCGAAACGAGAGACGCCGGCAGUGGUGUCAUUUGGUGAGAAGCAAAGGUUCAUUGGCUCGGCUGGAGCUGCAUCGGCCACUAUGAACCCGAAAUCAACUAUUUCGCAGGUUAAGAGGUUGAUUGGUAGGAAAUAUAGGGAGCCUGCUGUUCAGAUGGACCUGAAAUUGCUUCCAUUCGCGACCUCUGAGGGACCAGAUGGUGGCAUUUUGAUUCAUUUGCAGUACAUGAAUGAGAAGCAGAGUUUCACUCCUGUUCAGAUUAUGGCAAUGCUAUUUGCACAUUUGAAGCAGAUUGCUGAGAAGAAUCUUGAAAUGGAUGUUUCGGAUUGCGUUAUUGGCAUACCUUCGUACUUCACUGAUUUACAGAGACAAGAUACGAAGGAAUNGGACUUUGAGAAGCUUUCAUCAGAUUUAUUGGAGAAGAUAAGCAUUCCUUGUCGUAAAGCUUUGCUUGAUUCUGGUUUGACUGCUGACAGGAUUCAUACUCUUGAGCUUGUAGGAUCAGGCUCUAGAAUUCCAGCUGUAGGAAGAAUUUUAAAUUCGCUAUUCAGAAAAGAACCUGGGCGGACAAUAAAUGCUAGUGAGUGUGUUGCACGUGGAUGUGCUCUUCAAUGUGCAAUGCUCAGCCCUAUAUUUCGUGUUAGAGAAUACGAGGUUCAGGAUUCAUUUCCUUUCUCCAUUGGAUUUGCAUCUGAUGAGGGCCCAGUUUGCACCCUAUCAAAUGGCAUAUUGUUUCCAAAGGGCCAUAGUUUUCCAAGCAUGAAAGUGCUCACAUUGCAUAGGAGCAGCUGUUUCAACUUGGAGGCUUUCUACACUAACCAGAAUGAGUUGCCACCAGGUGUAUCCGAUAAAAUAAGCAAAUCUACGAUUGGCCCAUUCCAGGUUCCUCAUUCUGAAAAAGCAAAGAUUAAAGUCAAAAUUCAAUUGAACCUCCAUGGAAUUGUUACGGUAGAAUCGGCCUGGCUGAUCAAAGAUCAAACAAGUCAUUCUACUUCGGAAAAUAAUACUGAUACUCAUGCAGAAGAUAUGGAGGGAGAUGAUACAAGAAAAAGUAAGGCCGUUAAGAGGCAGGAUAUACCUGUCAGUGAAAGUGUCAAUGGUGGAAUGACCUUGGCGGAGCUAUCCCAAGCUCAGGAAAAGGAAUGCCAGUUAGCUGAGCAAGACAUAAAGGUGGAGCGAACUAAAGAUAAGAAAAACACCCUGGAGGCAUACGUCUAUGAAACUCGUAAUAAGCUUUUGAAUACAUACCGGAGCUUUGCUACGGAUUCGGAGAGGGAGGGUAUCUCAUGUAAUCUACAGCAGACUGAAGAAUGGCUCUAUGAAGAUGGAGAUGAUGAGUCUGAACAUGUCUAUGCGGAGAAGCUAGAUGAUCUUAAAAAGAUGGUGGAUCCCGUGGAGAAUCGAUACAAGGAAGAAGAGGCGCGGGCACAAGCAACACGAAAUCUAUUAAAUAGCAUUGUGGAAUACCGGAUGGCUGCAGGAUCACUUGCAGCCAGUGAGAAAGACGCCGUCAUUAACGAAUGCCAUAAAGCAGAGCAAUGGCUCCGAGAGAAAUCCCAUCAGCAGGAGGCACUGCCAAGAAAUGCUGAUCCAGUACUGUGGUCUAGUGAAAUCAAAAGAAAGACAGAGGCUUUUGAAGCGAUGUGCAAGCAUGUAAUGAGGCACAAGUCAUCUCCCCAAAAAACUGAAGAUGGUUCAGGCUCGGAUCCCAGAAGUAAAAGGGAGGAUGACAUGGAUGUUGAUUAAGCUGCACGAGUAACAAAUAUGGGAGCAGGCAUGACAAAUGAUCAGAUUAAUUGUGAUUGAGGCUGAGUACAUCUCACCCACCAGAGGCUUAUUGAGAGUUAUCUCUGGUACUUAAAAUCAAGUCAUUCUCUAUUUUGGGUAGCAUUAUUUUGUUGUCUAUGCAAAUUUUGUGUUCUUUAUAAUAUGGAUCCCCAAGUCACCGUGUUACCUUAGUCGCCUCAAAAUAUAAAUUGAUUAUAUGCAGAGUUUCUGCUGCUUUUGUUGAUUUUAACCGCUCAUAGGAGGGAGCAUACGCUGGAUAUGAGAAACAUUUUGUACUUGGACAUUAAGAAACAAACUAAAGAUUUUUUUUGUAAACAGUUGUUAUUGUUCUCUGUUGUGAGUAGUGCAAAUACUCUUCAUAUGCAA